Molecule: messenger RNA, 750 nt
Organism: Acanthoscelides obtectus
Lineage: Eukaryota; Metazoa; Arthropoda; Insecta; Coleoptera; Chrysomelidae
Source: the annotation of a GenBank genome assembly
GGUCAUUUUGCAGCCAUUGAAUUCAUUCAUUAUCCACGUUCUGUACAAUUCUGUAACCAGUCUCUUCAAGAAAGUUUAGAUUUUGGUGAAAACUACGACGAGAUAUUUAAUUGGCGCUGCGAACAGGAUAGCCAAGCCUUUGAAGAUUCCAUCAAGAGGCCUGACUUUGGGUGACCCACUUUUACAAAAAUCAGCAAGAUUCAUUAGGGUCCUCGCCUAUUCGUCCGCCAACUUGCUAAGAAGGUAAAAAGUCUCUACUUUUUCUACGUUGACUAUCCGAAUCCUGAGUGUGGCCGGUAAGACCACGCAACGUCGUAGAAACCCCUGAAAACAAGUUGAAGAAGUUAUAGAAUCGAACGAGUGAUGAAUCCCUGGGCAAACCUUCUGAUGUUCCUGCCUUUCGCACUUUCUAUAUGCGAGGAAGAAGAUAAUUCCAUAAUGCAAUCCAAAUACAAAGAACAAACUAGUAGAUCAUGUUCGCAAACGCUGUUCAAGUCUCAUUUUACUACACCACAGAGAAACCAACAAGUUUUUCGUCCCCAAUUUAAUAACAAUUUCAGGCCAAGACAACCAUUCCAAUUCAAUCCAUUUAACAGAUAUUCAGGACAAUCUCAGAAUCAAUUUCGAACUAAUAACCAUUUUAGACCAUUUAAUCCAAAUACUCAAUAUCGAGUGCAAAAUAAUUUCCAAAUACCUAGAAAUAAUUCUAACCAAUCAACACCGAUACUCUUCACGACGACCGAAACAUAA